GUUUGAAAAAACUGCCUUCGCGUUUGUCGCUGGCUAAUUCGCGAGACGUGGUGCCGGUAAUAUUUAAUAGAAGCGUAAGGCUCGUUAUCUCUUCGUGUUCUGUUCGUGACAGAAUAUCGUACUGAACUGGACCUCGGGUUAUAACGGAGAUCGCGCUCGUGCGGAUCGGAGAACGCUGCGGAAAAACUAGAAAAAUAACACCGCAGGCCGGCUAGUCCACCUCCUAGCUUGUCAUAGGCAACAAGGGGAAUUUAGCGGGCAACCCAGUUAGCGGCUAGUUAUGUCUUUUCGCCGACAGAACCAACCUGGACCCGGCGGCCGCAAAACAUCCAAUGGAACUACAGGGUCAAUGGCUUCAUCAGUUCCGGGGAGCAACUCUAACAGACCCACCGCGGGAAGAAACAGAAACUCUGUGAAGACUCCCUCACAGUCACCACCUGUGUUUGAGGGUGUGUACAACAACUCACGGAUGCUCCAUUUUCUCACAGCCGUGGUGGGCUCCAGAUGUGACGUUAUGGUGAAGAACGGCAGUAUAUAUGAGGGAAUCUUCAAGACGUUAAGCUCACGUUGUGAGCUGGCAGUGGACGCAGUGCACAAAGUGAAAAAUGAAGAAGGAGAUGGAGGCGGUGGUGGAGGCACACCAGUCCAUCCCAGGAGAGAAGAGAUCACGGACACCAUGAUCUUUGGCCCUAAUGACCUGGUCACUAUGAUCUGCAGAGAUGUGGACCUCAACUACGCUACCAGAGACACUUUUACAGACUCUGCAAUUGGUUCAAGAAUAAAUGGUGACCACCGAGAGAAGGUCCUUCAAAGAUGGGAUGGUGGCGAUAGCAACGGAGAAAAUUUUGACCUAGAUGCAGAUACAUCUAAUGGCUGGGAUGCCAGCGAGAUGUUCCGCUUCAAUGAGGAGACCUAUGGGGUGAAGUCCACCUAUGACUCCAGUCUCUCCAUGUACACGGUUCCUCUGGAGCGGGGCAGCUCUGAGGGCUUCAGACAGCGAGAAGCUCGGGCCGCUCGAUUGGCCAGUGAGAUUGAGGGCAGUCUGCAGUAUCGCUACCGGGUGGCGCUGGAGAAUGAAGAGGGACGAACCGAGGAAGACAAAUACAGUGCUGUGCUUCGGGACAGAGACCGUGAUGGAGGAGAAAGAGGAAGAGAUAGCCCUGGGUUCUCCAGUGCUGGGAGCAGGGAGGGCAAGUACAUUCCUCUACCGCAGAGGGCAAGGGAGAGAGAAAUGGGAGUUUCUGGAAGGGGCGAAAGAGGAGGAGCUGUAUCCACCCUGCCUAAUCGAGCAAAUAGACCCGGCCCCUCAAGCUCCUCACCUAGACCCCUACCCUCUGGUAGUGGUCAGACCCUUCCUCCCACUGAUAGGAGCAGCCCUCUGUCCGUCAGAGGAGGAUACUCUGCACACCAAUCACAGAGCAGCCCGCCUACACAGCCCCGCCCCUCAGAACCGGGUCACUCCAGCCCUCCUUCCCCACACGCACUCCCACAUUCGCUCUCACACCCACAGUCUCUCUCAGACUCGGCCAGGCCUGUCAAUGGAGUGUCAUCCAGAAUGUCACCUAAGUCUCAAAGGCCUGGACAGACCAACAGAAACCUGCGUACCUCAAACUCUCACUCCUCCCCUACAGUCUCUCGUUCCCCUAAACCAGAUGUUCCUUCCCAGGACCCUCCUCUGGCUAAUCCUACCUAUUUGGAUACCUCUUCAGUUACUAUGGUGACCUCCAAACCCACUGGCCCCACCCCUCUGUUCCCUGUAGAUGUGAAUGAAAUCCUGUCAAAGGAAAGGAUGGAGAGUCCAGCUAGUCCUCAGGAGGGCAAGAGCAGCAAAGUCCCUUCAGUCCAGCCGAGAUCAAACCUCGAGGAGCUUCGCAAGUUUGGUAAUGCUUUUAGGCUUCCAUCUAGCUCCACCCUUUCCAGCUCCAAAACUUCGACCACUGACUCUGCUCAAGCAAACCCCGCCCACAAUACACAAACAGACCCUGCCCCUCUAACAGAAGCUAAAACAGCCCCGCCCUCAACUCAGACCACAGAGCUUCCAGCAGAGGAGAGAAGUAGAGAGACAAAUGCUGAGGGGGUGGCGACCACCACCCCUCCACCAUCCACGCCCAUCUCUGCACCCUCUGCCCUGUCUGGCCCUGCCAUGCAAAAUCCAACUGCGGAAGGGCAAACAUCAGGGACGCCCCAACCUGCAAGGACCCCAGGCAGUGAGGAGGGCAAACCCGAGGCUUCUGAGAGACCAGAGGGCAUGGCUGAUCAAGUGAAGAAAUCUACACUCAACCCCAACGCCAAAGAGUUUAACCCCACCAAGGCUCCUCUCAGCAUGGUGAAGCCCUCAGCCACUCCCACCCCGCCACGGCCAACUCCGCCCAGCCCCACGGUGGUGUUGCAGGCCCCGCCAGGCCAGGGGGCCAUUUACAACACUCAGUACCUGAGCUAUGUCUCACCCAUACAGAUACAGGGCCAUUCUGUACAGGCACCUCAAAUGUACCCAUAUCCCAUGACAACUGUCAGUCAAGGGAAGUACCAAAGAACCAAAGGUUCUGUGGUGACUCCUCGUCCAGACCACAGCUCUUCAGCGCCACCUAUGAUCCAGGCUGCGGCAUCAGCUGCAGGACCUCCUCUGGUGGCGUCUCCUUACCCUCCCUCGUAUCUGCAGUACAACCAGGUCAUACAAGCAAUGUCCCACUACCCUGGACAGAUGUAUUCUAUGCUCCAGGGUGGACCACGAAUGCUUGGAUCGGGAGGGCACCCACAGACUCUGGGUCCCCCAGGCCCCCAAUACCCUGGUCAAACUGAAGGACCACCAGGCCCUCAGCAGGGGAUGUAUGCUCCACAGUCAUUCUCUCAUCACUCUGGUUCCAUCCAUCAUCCUCAACCCUCCAGCACCCCCACAGGCAGCCAGCCACCCCCUCAACACCCCGCCCCCAGUCCAGGACAGUCUGGUCAGUCUGGUCCUCAGCCUCAGUCUUUGUAUCACGCUGGUCCGCUGUCAGCCCCCACGCCCCCUAACCUGCCCCCAGGACACAGCUCGCCACAGGCCUCCUACUCCCUUCAGGGCUACAGCCUACCAGGACACCAGCCCCUGCCUCACCCCUACUCCUCUCUAGGACAGCUGACACAGACCCAUGCUCUCUCGGGUCCUCACCACUCAGGAGGUCACGGUCCUCCACCUGUGAUGUUGCUUCAUGCCCCACCACCCCCUCAGCAGGGUUCUGGCCCCCAGCAUGGGCAUCCUCCACCCCAGCAGGGACCCCACCAGCACUACACCUACAUUGGACCACCUCAGGUGUCAGUGCAGGCUCAUCCUUCCCAGCAGAUUCCAUUCCACCCUCCUGGAAACUGACAGAGCGGCUGAGACUGAAACUGUGCGGAUCACCACAGAGUGACAGAGCGCCCCCAUCUGGAUCUCCUGUGAUCGCAUAUUCGUUUGUACAUAAAAUCCAACUGAACAGAUUUUGUUUUAGAUACCUCUGGCAAGACUGAAUGUGCUUGUUUUAUUGUUUUUUUUUUUUUUUUUCCUUUUUUUAAAAAUUUGAGUGGACGGGGGCACAUAGUGUCUAAUGCAGAAAGAGGGAACGAGUGAGCGUGUAAGACAGAUCAAAAAUGGAAAGAAUGAGGGACAUUUUUAUAAAAAAUACAAUGACCUCUCUCUUUGUCCUCAACCCCCUUAUUAAAUAAGCAAAUAAUAAAUGGU
This is a messenger RNA of Sinocyclocheilus grahami, 3697 nucleotides long. It is a transcript of the gene atxn2l, whose product is annotated as ataxin 2-like. Gene Ontology annotation, molecular function: mRNA binding. The transcript is spliced from 24 exons. Gene Ontology annotation, cellular component: cytoplasmic stress granule. The coding region runs from base 281 to 3346 and encodes 1021 amino acids. NCBI's taxonomy places the organism in Eukaryota, Metazoa, Chordata, Actinopteri, Cypriniformes, Cyprinidae. Gene Ontology annotation, biological process: cytoplasmic stress granule assembly. The record is from RefSeq and is a predicted model, not a curated record.